Messenger RNA from Drosophila subpulchrella, 718 nucleotides. It is a transcript of the gene ND-ASHI, whose product is annotated as NADH dehydrogenase [ubiquinone] 1 beta subcomplex subunit 8, mitochondrial. The transcript is spliced from 3 exons. Gene Ontology annotation, cellular component: mitochondrion. NCBI's taxonomy places the organism in Eukaryota, Metazoa, Arthropoda, Insecta, Diptera, Drosophilidae. The record is from RefSeq and is a predicted model, not a curated record. Bases 78 to 605 code for a protein of 175 amino acids.
CAUCGAUUGUUACGCAGGCCAACAGCUGUUUCUACUGAAAUCGGAAAUAAAUUCGGGAACUUUGAAGCGAGCCUGCAAUGUCGGCGUUUGUGAAAACCGUGGGCCUGGCCCAAAAGCUGUGCGCCGCCAAUCCCGCCGUGGCUCGCCAGGCGAUCCGCAGCAUGGCUGGCUGGAACAAGGACUUCAAGCCGGCACCCUAUCCACAGACGGAGAAGGAGCGCCUGGCGGCGGCCAAGAAGUACUACCUCCUGCCGGAGGAGUACAAACCGUAUGCGGACGACGGCCUGGGCUACGGCGACUAUCCCAAAGUGGGCGGCGGUCUGGGCGUAGAGGCCAAGGACACCUACUAUCCCUGGGACUAUCCGGAGCACAAGCGUAACCAACACGAGCCCAUCUCGGCGGAUCACGAUCUGUACAGCGAGGACCGCUGGUCGCAGGCAGAACAGCCACGCUACAAGAACUCGUACUACUUUGUCUGCUUCCUGGGCGUCAUGUCCGGCUGCCUGGCCCUCUACUACUGGCUGGAGGACAAGAAGAUGUACCGCCCUGUGGCCGCCAAGCAAUAUCCCGGCGAUGGCGUCAAGCACUACACCUUCGAGAAGUAGAGACAACAACAGCACCCUCCUCUCGAUCGCUCUGCGGGCCUCGUUUUUAUUUCAUAGGCAAUUAAUCAACGCAUCUGUACAAUUAAAAUGAAAAGAAACCAAGCUGAACUUGA